Camarhynchus parvulus is the source of this 1667-nucleotide messenger RNA. It is a transcript of the gene PRICKLE4, whose product is annotated as prickle planar cell polarity protein 4. Gene Ontology annotation, molecular function: zinc ion binding. The transcript is spliced from 8 exons. The record is from RefSeq and is a predicted model, not a curated record. The coding region runs from base 210 to 1667 and encodes 485 amino acids. NCBI's taxonomy places the organism in Eukaryota, Metazoa, Chordata, Aves, Passeriformes, Thraupidae.
AGAGAGAGAGGAAAGAAAAAAAACAAAACAAAAAAAAAAGUGUUUCCCUGGCUGAGCUUGGAUGUUUUCCUUUCGCUUUGCGAAGUUUUCCCAGGCCAGGCUCCAUUCCCUGGCGUGCUCCGGAGCAGGGCGGGACGGCGGGGCUGGAGCGGGCGGCCGAGCCCGGAGCGGCGGCGAGCGGGGCCCGGAGCGCCGGGAAAGGGCAGCUGAUGUCCCUGCCGAGCCCUGCAUGGCCCCAGCAGGACGAGCCCUCCCCCUGCGGCACCACCGGGGCGCUCCCCCCGGCCUCGUCCGACAGCGACUCCGGCUGUGCCCUGGAGGAGUACCUGGAGCCCCCCGAGGUGCCGCCGUGCUCGCCCCAGCCGGGCUCUGCCUGUGACCGGACGCGGCUCCGCGCCAGAGCGCUCCUGCAGCAGCUGCCCCCCCAGGACUGCGAUGAGCGCUACUGCCCCGGCCUCGCCGAGGAGGAGCGGCGCCAGCUCCGCGCCUUCAGCGCCCGCCGCCGACAGGAGGCUCUGGGACAGGGCCUGGCGUGCCCCGUGCCAGGGCCCUGCCACGGCUGUCCCUGCAGGAAGUGCGGCCGGAGGCUGAACAAAGGGGACCCGGGGGUUUCUGCGUCUCGCCUGGGCGACCAGUUCUGGCACCCGUCCUGCUUCUCCUGCCACUUCUGCCAGCAGCAGCUGGUGGAUCUCAUCUACUUCCAGCAGGAUGGGAGGAUCUACUGUGGCCGGCACCACGCCGAGCUCUUCCGACCCCGCUGUGCCUCCUGCGACCAGCUGAUCUUCAUGGAGGAGUGCAUCGAGGCCGAGGGCCGGCGCUGGCACCUGGAGCAUUUCUGCUGCCUGGAGUGCGACGAGCCCCUGCGCGGGCAGCGCUACGUGAUGCGCAGCGGGCGGCCCUGCUGCAGGCGCUGCUUCGAGAGCCUCUUUGCCGAGCCGUGCCAGGCGUGCGGGGACCCCAUCGGCGCUGACAGCGAGCGGGUCACACACCAGGGGCUGCACUGGCACGCCCGAGCCUCCUGCUUGUGCUGCAGCCUGUGCCGGGCCCCGCUGCGGGGACAGCCCCUCACCUGCCUCCGCGGCCGCCUCUUCUGCUCCGACUCCUGCAGCCGCGGCCAGGACGGCUCCUCCACCGCCUCCGACUCCUCGGACUCCGCUUUCGCCUCCGCUCCGUCCCCCGAGUGCCCGCCCGUGCCCCGGGCCGGAGCCGCCGGCCGGAGCUCGGCAGCGGGGGGCGGCCGGCAGAGGGGGAAGGGGAUGAGGCGUUCUCAGAGCAGCCCCCAGUGCACCCCGCCUUCAGGAGCCCCGAGGAUCUCGGAGCAGCCCCACGGGAGCGGAGCAGUGACACUGCCAAGGAGCACCCAGGGGUGCUGGGACCCCCAACCAACCACCCCUCAGCCCCCCAGCCCGGCCCAGAGCCACCCAACGAGCCCAGAGCCCUUCUGGGGUCCCCUGAACCCCGAAGAGCUGCAGGCAAUGGAAACCCAGAGCUCCAGGCGGGCACCUCCCGUCCCCGACACAGCGCCCGGGCAGGGCAUGGCACAGAGGAGGAGGAGGAGGAGGAGGAGGAGGAGGACUCCUGGUGCCCCACCUGCUCCUCAUCUUCGGACUCAGACUCGGAGGAGGAGGGUUUCUUUUUCGGGAAGCCCAUCCCCAAGCCCGGCAUGA